AGUGUUAGCUCAGACAUUCCAAUGCUGUGAGGCAGCAUUGUGAGGGCUGGUCACCCAGCCCAGCGAUUACUGAGGCAGUAACACACCAACGCUGAACUCUCAUUCACAACACAAGGGAUACUAUGGCUUGUGACCAGCAGCCUGCAGCGCAGAAAUGUGAGGCCGCCUGCACCCCAAGAUUGCCCAUGCCUGCAGACCAUGCACUCUGUGUAGCCCCAGGGUAAGAGAUGCUGCUCAUACAAUGCUAAAUCCUAAAUUUUCGGAGCACUGACCAUAGAAAUAGUCUUUUUAUGGACCAUUUUGCUCAACUAGAAUCUCCUGGAAUGAACUGGAAAUCACCCAACUGUUAUCAGAAAUAAAUGCUGCUUAGUUAUUCUCUUAUUUCUCUGGAGUAAACAGCUGGAUGAAAAUAACCUUAAAAAUGCAUGACUGGUGACAAUACAGUGUCCGAUUCAAGAUUUGGGGGAUGCAAAAAAAAACUAAGAUUCAACAUCUGCUACAGGAAUAAAUAGUUUUAUCAUGCUGAUAUGUAAAGUGGUCAAUAACACAAACUAGUAUAGUAUCAUACACUUCCUAAAAAUAAGACAGCUAAAGAAAUCCUGCAAGUCAAGAUGACAUCGGAGGAUGUGACUGCUUCUGUUGUUUUGCCGUCAGUAGAUGGAAAAGUGAUAUCUUCUCAGUCGACUGGAGAUGUAGGUUCUAAGAAUACUUUGGAUAGUAGUGUUAUAAAAAAACCCAGAACAAUCCAAGACCAAGAGAAUGCAGAGACUGCAGGGCACCAUGAUGAGAAUUCUGCGGCAAAGUCUUUUUCUAUAUCUGGGAAACAAGAAACCAGGGAAAAUGUUAGUGACGCAGAAGAACUACCAGGGAAACCUUGCAUAUUAAAUGCUAUUGACUACUUCAGCAUAAACAGCAAAGUGUUAGAAAAGGCAUGUAAAGCCAACCUAGGUUUUAAUCAGUUUUGUAAGUCGUACAACCCUUUAAAAGUUAAAAAUGUGUCCCUGGAGCCUCCGAUUCCUGCCGUGUUGACAGACAUUAACUUUAAAGUGGACGAAUCAACGGUGGAUAAGAGGGCAAUAGAGAGUCCGGUGAUAGGAAGCGAUCACGGCACUGAUGCAGUUAGCUGCAUUCCUACAUUACAUCUAACUUAUUCCACUCAGAAGAGCUCUUUAUGUUCCACAAAUAACCAAUGUAUUUUGGGCAGCUAUUUACAGACAACAAAAAGAAAUUGCGCCGGCAGUUUUGUCUUUGGCUCCCGUCAUUUAAACGGCCAUUCAGAAAGCUGUGACAGUGAUGAUGGACGCAUAGGUUUCUGUAGUGAAGAAGGUCAUCACGAGAAUACUCCGUCAAUGCUGUGCUCAGAAAAAGCACCAGUGUUUUCUGGAGACAGAGCUCACGGACAGGAUUUACUAUGUGUUAUGUCUUCAGAUCCAUUACAAAGUCAGGAGACCUGCGAAAGCUUCAUGGAUGAAAUAGAUAAUGAUUUGUCAAGGAGCAGAAAAGACCGCUCAACUCUGCUGGUCAGAAGGUUUUGUAAAAAUUAUAAAGAGGUGAAAAAGUCUAUUUAUACAGGAACAAGUGCAAUUGUUAAAUCUUUGCCAUCUGGUCACAUUGGGACUAGAGCCUGCUGUUUUGUUGAGCGAAAACAAGAAAGGGCAAAUGAAUUCAAGUGCCGUUGGGUAACCGCUCAAUGCCUGCCAUCUGUGCAAGGUUCAGUGAGAAGGAGAGAUUUGCUCUGCUACUUUGUGAGAAUGAUAUAUGAGGUUUGCAGUGAAGGCCAUGGGGAAGACGACAUUUUCGAUUUGUCUGUAUGCCUGCUUGAAAAACCAUUAAUCCCUGUCAAUAAAAUCAUCAAUCUAAAUGAAAAACAAAAUGCUGGGUUUUAUGCAACUUCGCAAAGGACUACCAUUUCUCAGUACAUAGGUGGUGCCCUGCUGGAGGCUACAGCAUUGCUGGGCGCAAGAAGUGGACCUUUGUUUGGUGGGGCGACUGGAAGAACAAUGCUGAAAGAACGUCAGCCGUGUUCCACAAUGGCAGCAUUGAAUCCCCAGACAGCUAGUUCAGUUGGACUGAGCAAAGAGUUGGUGGACCUUCAACAUCUCAUUCAGUUCCCAGAAGAGAUUGCAAGCAUUCUUACAGAGCAAGAACAGGAAAUAUAUCGGAAAGUGUUGCCCAUUGAUUACCUCUGCUUCUUGACCAAAGACCUUGGAGGUUCUGAAUAUGUCACCAACUUUCCAGACAUUAAAACAACUUUGUCAGCAUCUCUGUUGGAGAUGAAGAAUGGAGAACAUAAUACUGUAGAAGGGCUUGUGGCAAGAUUCAAUGAGGUUAGUUCAUGGGUAACCUGGCUAAUCCUUGCUGCAGGGUCGAUGGAGGAGAAACGGGAAGUGUUCUCCCAUUUAGUUCAUAUUGCAAAGUGUUGUUGGAAUAUGGGCAAUUACAACGCUGUGAUGGAAUUCCUGGCAGGACUCAGGUCAAGGAAAGUGUUGAAAAUGUGGCAAUUUAUGGAUCAAUGUGACAUAGAAACGAUGAGAAGCUUGAAAGAUGCAAUGGCUCAUCACGAGUCUUCCUCCGAGUACAGAAAAGUCGUGAAUAGAGCCUUAAAUAUCCCAGGCUGCAAGGUUGUUCCUUUCUGUGGAGUCUUUUUAAAGGAACUUUGUGAAGUUCUCGAUGGAGCCUCAAGUCUAAUAAAACUGUGUCCCCGCUACAAUUCUCAGAAUGAAACACUGGAGUUUGUGUCUGACUACAAUGGACAAGACAACUUUAUUCAGAGAAUAGGAAAAGAUGGAUUAAACUGUACUGAAAAAGAAUCAACAGUCAACAAUAUCAUGCAGACCAUACGUAGCUGCAACCGCAGCCUGGAGUCUGAGGAAGGUGAAGACAAUGGCAGUGAAAACAGCGCCGUGAGAAAAAACUCUGUUAUGGAUAGAAACAGAUUUCACUCAAAGAAAAACCAUGAGUCAAACAGAGUGCUAUUUAUAAUGGGAGACUUAUCAGAUUCUGACAGUGAUAUUUUUGAUCAAUCCAAGGAAUAUGAUUUGUAUGGUUCCGUGGAGCAGCAGAAAGCAUUCAGCCAUGGUACAGAACUUAUUCCCUGGUAUGUGUUAUCGAUUCGGGCCGAUGUCUACCAAUUUCUUCAGCAAGGAGUAACUGUUAUCCGCUAUGACCAGGAGACACACAUUUCUGUUCGGUGUUUUCUCCAGCUUCAGCCAGAUAAUAGUACCCUGACUUGGACAAGGCCUUCCACCACUUGCCUUGCAAGUACUAAAAAUAAAUUGGGCGCCCCGGUUAGUGCUGCCGAGAUGAAAUUUCAGUUUCUUAGCAAUGCUGGAAUGAAUGGACUAGUUGAAGGCUUCUUGGACUUGUUCUCUGUGAAGGCUGUUUACAUGGGGCAUCCGGGCAUUGAUAUGCACACUGUGUGUGUUCAAAACAAACUAUGUAACAUGAACCUGGAAGAAAAUGGUGUCACGCUGCUUUUUGGACUUCACACUACUGAGAACAAGUUAUUGCAUUUUGUAGCGCCAAAAUACACAGCAAAGGCAAUAUAUGAUGGAUUGCUAGAGCUAACCAAAGCUGUAAGGAAGAUAAAGAAGUUUCCCGACCAAAGGCUGCAGUGGCUGAGGAAGCAAUAUGUCAGUCUUUACCAGGAGGAUAACAGAUAUGAAGGACCAACAUUGGCACAAGCUAUCGAGUUAUUUGGAGGCCGACGCUGGAGCGCAAGAAAUACAAGCACGGGAACACUGACUAAAAGCACUGAGAAGCCCAACAUGCAGCGCAACAAUACUCUGGGGAUCAAUGCAGCCAAGAAAAAGAAGAAAGUACUUAUGAGGGGUGAAAGUGGAGAUGCUGCUGAUGAUGAGAUGGCAACAAGGAAAAGUAAAAGCUGCAAAGAAAGUCGGAGCAGGAGUGGUUCAGAUCCUCCGGAGAUUGAUGAACAGGAGGAGCAAGAUCAGAAUACCAUGUCUCCUUUUCCUUUGCCUCACACACUUCCAUCAAGAAGAGCUCAUUCGUUGUCGGCUUCUGGAUCUCCGAACUUAGCGCCUGGGUCGACAACGCCUAUCAGACCUGCAUCUUCACCUAUUUUGUCCAGUACCAACAAACCCCCAUCUGCCACAUGGAGCAGUUCAAGUUGGCAUGGACGGGUUAAGGGUGGUAUGAAAGGCUUUCAAUCAUUUAUGGUGUCUGAUAGCAACAUGAACUUUGUUGAAUUUGUAGAACUUUUCAAAUCUUUCAGUGUACGAAGCCGCAAAGACCUCAAAGACAUUUUUGAUAUCUAUGCCAUUGCUUGCAGCCGCUUGGGGUCGGAGCCCAUUCCUCUUUACACUAAUUUAACGAUUGAUGAAAAUGUCUCCGGGGUUCAGCCAGAUUUAGAUUUAUUGACCAGGAAUGUGUCAGACUUGGGUUUAUUCAUUCGGAGUAGACAACAUUUGUCUGAAAAUCAGAGGCAGAUUUCUGAUGCUAUUGCUGCUGCUAGCAUUGUAACCAAUGGCACUGGAGUAGAAAGCACUUCCCUUGGAAUAUUUGGGAUGGGAAUACUGCAGUUUAAUGACUUUCUGGUAAACUGCCAAGGGGAACACUACAGUUACGAUGAAGUCCUCAGCAUUAUUCAGAAAUUUGAGCCAAGCAUUAGCAUGCGACAGCAAGGACUCAUGUCAUUUGAAGGGUUCGCAAGGUAUCUGAUGGAUAAAGACAACUUUGCGUCUAAGAAUGAUGAGUCGCAGAUCAACGUAGAUGACCUCCACUUUCCUCUGUCCUAUUACUUCAUUGAAUCUUCUCACAAUACGUAUCUUACUGGUCAUCAGCUGAAAGGUGAAUCCUCUGUAGAGCUCUACAGUCAGGUUCUUUUACAAGGCUGCAGAAGUGUUGAAUUAGAUUGCUGGGAUGGAGAUGAUGGCAUGCCUAUUAUUUAUCAUGGACACACACUUACAACUAAAAUCCCAUUUAAGGAUGUGAUAGAGGCCAUUGAUCGUAAUGCAUUCAUUAACUCCGAGAUGCCAAUUAUUCUGUCCAUAGAGAAUCAUUGUUCUUUACCACAGCAGCGCAAAAUGGCUGACAUAUUCAAGACUGUAUUUGGAGACAAGCUGGUGACAAAGUUCCUGUUUGAGAGUGACUUUUCCGAUGAUCCAAUGCUACCUUCUCCAUGGCAACUAAGGAAGAAAGUAUUGUUAAAAAACAAGAAACUUAAAGCACAUCAAACGCCUGUGGAUAUUUUAAAACAGAAGGCACAUCAACUUGCCAGUAUGCAGGUACAAGUCAGUAACGGUAACCAGAUAAUGAAUACAAGUACCAACAAUGAAGAAGAAGAUGAUGAAGAAGAUGACUAUGAUUAUGACUAUGAAUCUCUUUCGGAUGCUGAUGGCCUUAAUGCUUCCCCUGCGCCUAACAGCCAGGAAGCUGACACCAGCAGGGAGGAAGUAAAAGGCUGCAGCAAUUCAAGUCUCCACGUACCCCAUAUUGAAAUGAAUGGAGUGUGCAGCCUGGGAGUGAAUGAAAAUAAUAUACUUGAUGAUCGUCCUGAAAUGAAGCCAAGCAGUGAUAAAUUGCAGUUUGAGUAUAAUGAGGAAGCUCCAAAGAGAAUCAAGAAGACUGAUGGCAGCGUUGUUGGCAACAAAGGAAAGGUCUAUGACAUGGAACUGGAUGAAGAGUUUUAUCUCCCUCAGAACAAGAAAGAAAGUAGACAAAUUGCCCCAGAACUAUCAGACCUUAUCAUCUAUUGCCAAGCUGUGAAAUUUCCUGGCCUUUCAACAUUAAACCCAUGUGGAUCUGGCAGAGGAAAGGAAAGAAGAGGCAGGAAGUCCAUUUUUGGCAACAAUCCUGGUAGAACAAGCCCCGGGGAACCAACAACACUGGCCAAAACAUCUGGAAAAGGCACAGCUGAAACACGGCAGAGCUGGGAAGAGCCAUGUUCGCCUCCUUUCAACCCAAGCACUUCAUUAAGUGCUAUAAUUCGAACACCGAGGUGCUAUCAUAUCUCGUCGUUGAAUGAAAACGCUGCCAAGCGUCUAUGCAGACGGUAUUCUCAGAAGCUGAUUCAGCACACUUCCUAUCAGUUACUAAGAACAUAUCCUGCUGCUACACGCAUUGACUCUUCCAAUCCCCAUCCGCUUAUAUUCUGGCUUCAUGGAAUACAAUUGGUUGCACUCAACUAUCAAACCGAUGACCUCUCCCUACAAUUGAAUGCUGCCAUGUUUGAAGCGAAUGGUGGCUGUGGAUAUGUUUUAAAGCCACCAGUAUUAUGGGAUAAGGGCUGCCCGAUGCACCAGUCGUUCUCACCACUUGAACGCGAGUUGGAAAACAUGGAGCCAGCUAUAUACUCCUUAUCUAUUGUCUCAGGACAGAAUGUCUGUCCAAGUAACAGUACAGGAAGUCCUUGCAUUGAAAUUGAUGUGCUUGGGAUGCCAGUGGACAGCUGUCACUUCAGAACUAAACCCAUCCACCGCAAUACUCUAAACCCAUUGUGGAAUGAACAGUUUAUGUUCCGCGUCUACUUUGAAGACCUUGUAUUUCUCCGAUUUGCUGUGGUUGAAAACAACAGUUCUGCUGUAACUGCUCAAAGAAUUAUUCCUCUUAAAGUCCUCAAGAGAGGCUACAGACAUUUACAGCUUUACAACUUACAUAAUGAGUCUUUGGAGAUCUCCACUCUGUUCAUUAAUAGUAGAAGGAUGGAAGACAUCCCAAGCGGUAGCCUGCCGGCAUCUUUGGUUUUUAGCUCAGAAGAAAGAAAAGCAGUCUCAACAUUUAAGGUCACAGUCCAUGGAAUUCCUGGUCCAGAACCAUUCUCCAUAUUCAGCAUAAACUGUGGGACGACAGCGAAACAACUUCUAGAACAAAUUCUGGCUUCUAAAAACAGAACCGAAACCAGCAAAGACUAUUUCUUGAUGGAGGAAAAGUGUUUUAUAUCAAAAGACAAAAAUGAAUGCAAGAAACUACCGUUUCAAAGGGUGCUGGGCCCAGAAGAAGACAUCCUGCAGAUUCUAAAUAGCUGGUUUCCAGAAGAAGGAUAUGUGGGAAGAAUUAUUCUCAGAACUCAAGAAGAUAAUCUAAAUGACAAAAAUGUUUCCGUUGAGGAAAAGGAAGAAAAGGAGGUGCCUGUGACUUCAGAUGAUGAGAGCUUCUUUGUCCAGGUACAUGAUGUUUCUCCGGAACAGCCCCGCACAGUUAUACGAGCAUUGCGGUUCAGUACAGCACAAGAUGUUAUUCAGCAGGCUCUCAGCAAAGCCAAGUAUUCAUACACCAUUCUAAGCAAUCCUAACCCAAGUGACUAUGUCCUACUGGAGGAAGUGACAAAAGACUCCUCAAACAAGAAGUCGUCUGCCACAAAAACUUCUCAGAGGGUCCUCUCUGACCACGAGUGCGUUUUCCAAGCACAAAGCAAAUGGAAAGGAGCUGGGAAAUUCAUGCUUAAGUUAAAGGAGCAGGUCCAGGCAGCACGAGAUGAUAAGAGAAAAGGCAUUUCUAUUGCCAGUGAACUGAAGAAACUAGCAAAAUCAAGCAGGCAGUCUCGGAACUUCACACUGUCACCUCAGAUCAUGUCACCAGAAGGUACCCAGAAUAGAGAUGAAAAACCUGCAUGCAGUUUGUCCUUCAAUGACAUCAAUGAAUAGCCGCUAUAUUUGUGUGCGUCCUAUUCCAUACAGGUUGCUGUAUGUGCUCUGAAAUAGUGAGAAGAACAAAGGCAGAAGAAAUGGCUUCAGCAGGGAACGGACAGGCCAGCGGACACCUAUACUGUUGUAGGAGAUUAACCAUACCUUGGUACUUUCAAUUACUUAAAAAUUGGAAACUGCCAAAAUGACCCAAGUGAUACAAUUAUAGUGGAAUUCACAUGAAUACAGUACCUAUACUGGUUAUCACAGCUGGUUUCCUGUGGCGCUCAUUAUAUAGCAGGGGUUUUUUUUGGCAGAGCAAAGAAAAGGCUAAAAAAACAGGGCUAAGUCAAUUUAACCUGAACAUGAAGCGUGGUGGAAAGGACACACAGACUCCAAACCUUAUAAGAGGCGAAGUCUAUUGACAUAUUACUCAAGGGCAUUGCUAAGGAAUAUUUUAGGGUGUGUAUAUUAUUGUACAUAGAAACCCCAGUAAACUUACAGCACAGAUGUGAUGACCUAUAAUAGUCUUAAAUGGACACACUGUAGGAGAAUGACAGGAGAGGAGGUAUGCUACAGAAGGCACGUUCUGGUGAGUUCUCCAGGCGCUGUAUCCUCAUCCGCUCUUCAUUGUAUUGAUAUGUGCUCAAGGUUCUCACAGUGUUACGUUUUUAUUUAAUAGUUGUGUUUAUGCAUCUUUCAUUCUGCAUUUUUCUAUGACUAUGUAGCACCUUAUGAAUUUAGUACUUGGCGGUGUCAGACACUUUUUUUUUUUAAUUUGUUUACAUACAACUGUAUUUAAUUAUUUUAAAAAUCAUGGCUUAAACCAAUGUGCAGCAGCAACAUAGAUCGAUAACUGUAUUUAGUACUGUUGGCACAACUGUCACCACUGAUACGUUACAUAAUAGUGCCUCUGUAUGUCAAUAGUUAAGUUAUAUUUGAAGGGAAUCUGUCAGGUUUAGAUUAUUCACUCUUCCCUUGAUUGAUUGGUGUGUACCUCAAAUCAGAGAGAUGUGGGGGAGGGAGAAGGCAGGCAUGCUGCAGCUCAGAAAAGCUUCUUUCUCAGUUCUAGAUCAUUCUCAGAGCUCAAUUGUCAGAUUCCCUUUGAGAUUUCUUCCCCAUACCCCAUUCUGCUGUACGCUUGAAGCCAUACAGUAACACAUUUCUGUGUAUAUGUAUUUUUAUUUGUGAGAGUUGUUAAAGGGAAACUAUGUUUAUAUUGCUUUCACAAACGAUUUAGCAUAUUGAGCUGAAUAUCCUGUUUUUUUGUUGUUGUUUUGCAUUGCUGUCCACGGAUGUUAGCUGGGGUGGUUUACCCUUCAUUGUCCACACUGAAACCAGUAAUGAGGAUACUUGAUAGAAAUAUAGACUCACUGAUGCUGGGCAAGUAUCAGUUUAGCUUAUCUAUAAAGAGAAUGCAAAGCCUGACCUAAACAUGGCUGUGUAUGCCCGACACUCUAUAGAGACUCUCUUACUGAGUGGAGGAUUGUUUGUUUAGGAAUGGAUGUUACUCUGACUUACAAAUAUGCUUAUUAUAUUCAUUUAGAAAUCAGUAAAUGUUAUUGCUAUUUAUUUUUUAUAUAGAUCCUUCAGAUAAGACCUGUAUGCCUCCAAGUAGAGGUUUAUGGUAUUAACUUUGAUGUGUGGGCAGUGCCAUGUAUUUGAGUUUGGUACUACACUAGCUGUGGUACCGUCCGCAUUUAAUUUAUACAAGACUAGUAAUUCUACAGAACAUGGAACACCACUGGCACAUUGCCCUCCAUUGUACGGUAUCUAAUGACAUGAGCCAGGAAAUUGGAAGAAAUUGGGCAGAGUAGACACAUUAAUUGGUAAGCUGGAUUUCAUCAAGGGCAAUGAGAUCAAGUCUGUAGACAAACUGUUUGUGCUCUCGAUAUGUUCUGGCUAAUGGUCAUGUCAUGAAUUAUCAUAUAUUUAUCCUAUUAGCAUAUUCAGACGAGCGAGUUGGAACAGUUGCUUGCCGAUAGCAGAUGUACUUGUACUUACACUAGGUCAGGGUUUAUUGUUUUAUGCCAAUGCUAUCUUAGCUGGCAGACAUUUUUUAGAUCUCGUACUAUUGUACCAGGUGGUUUCUAUAGUUUGCAUGUUGUCUUUAAGAGCAGACAAGAAAUCUUGUAAUGCAUUUAAAAAACGGUCAUAUUUAUUUUCUUUAGAACUGAUGUCAUAGGACUAAAUUUGGUUACAUGUGACAUGCUAGAAGCCAGACAAGUUCAUGGGGCCCAGAGAGGCAGAGCAGAAUGCUGGCAUAUUUGUGGUUUUGUGCUUUUCACUUGCUUGUAAACUUGCAUAUCGUUGAACGUGUUCUGUGGAGAGUUUUGCGCUUUACAAACUGAUGUUAAAUUAGGUUACAAAAUGUCAUUUUAUUAUACUGAAAAUCUUCGCCGUAAAAGGCGGAAUCAGGUCUGUGGCUAUACAGCCAACUGUAACAAUACAGUAAUAGUCAACAAUUUGAACCCCUACCUAUAUGGGUCUGCGACAAAAUAUAUACCUAUGGCUUUCCUCUUCGCACACUUCUCUACACCACACACGAAAUAUAAAUCUGUCUUAUUGCGUCUUUCCUUCCCUUGUAUUAUUUAUUACCCUUAAUUCAUACAUAUCAUAUCCACUAUGGCUUUAAAACUGUGUUCAACUAUUUGUAAUGAUUUAACAGUAUGAAAUCUGCGGUGGAUAUGGUAUAUGUGAAUGUACCCUUAUUCAUCAUAAUUUCUGGUAGCAAAAUCCUAAUACAAGACAUUUGGCCUGAGGUGCCGUUAUUUGAACUGCAGAGUAAAGUGGUUAUACAGGAAUAGAAAAACAGCUAUUUUUUUUUCUAAAAA
This is a messenger RNA of Hyla sarda, 10417 nucleotides long. It is a transcript of the gene PLCE1, whose product is annotated as phospholipase C epsilon 1. NCBI's taxonomy places the organism in Eukaryota, Metazoa, Chordata, Amphibia, Anura, Hylidae. The record is from RefSeq and is a predicted model, not a curated record. The transcript has 36 exons. Gene Ontology annotation, molecular function: phosphatidylinositol-4,5-bisphosphate phospholipase C activity; guanyl-nucleotide exchange factor activity. Bases 612 to 7604 code for a protein of 2330 amino acids. Gene Ontology annotation, biological process: small GTPase-mediated signal transduction; lipid metabolic process; phosphatidylinositol-mediated signaling.